This is a messenger RNA of Astyanax mexicanus (Mexican tetra), 1188 nucleotides long. It is a transcript of the gene gca, whose product is annotated as grancalcin. Gene Ontology annotation, molecular function: calcium ion binding. Lineage: Eukaryota; Metazoa; Chordata; Actinopteri; Characiformes; Acestrorhamphidae. The coding region runs from base 134 to 775 and encodes 213 amino acids. The record is from RefSeq and is a predicted model, not a curated record. The transcript is spliced from 8 exons.
CCCCCGCGCCUCGUCAUCCGGGUAUGUGUGUUCAGUAGGAAGCGGAUCUUUCCAGAACAGCAGAGACUUUGGUCGAGUUUAGCUCAACACCUCACAGUCCAACACAGUCCAGCACAGACCAGCAGCGCGCGGCAUGGCCUACCCGGGAUAUGGCGGAUAUGGUGGGAUGCCAGGCAUGCCCAUGCAGGGGGGACCUAUGGGUGUCCCUCUAGCUGGAGGAUACCCGCCUCAAUAUGGAGCUUACCCUGGGACAUUUGCCCCACCCCCUUCCCAAGACCCCAUGUGGGGAUACUUCACCGCCAUAGCUGGGCAGGACGGUGAGGUGGAUGCUGAGGAGCUGCAGAGAUGUUUGACGCAGACUGGAAUCAGUGGCUCUUACAUGCCCUUCAGCUUGGAGACUUGUCGGAUUAUGAUUGCCAUGCUGGAUACAGAUUACUCUGGUAAAAUGGGCUUUAAUGAGUUUAAAGAGUUGUUUACUGCAUUAAAUGGAUGGAAGCAAAACUUCAUGAUGGUGGACCGGGACAACAGUGGAACCGUGGAGCCUCAUGAGUUGUCACAGGCUAUUGGUAACAUGGGAUACAGACUGAGCCCUCAGGCUUUGGGCUGCAUCAUCAAGCGCUUCAGCCGAGGAGGCAAAAUCUAUUUUGAUGACUACGUGGCCUGCUGUGUGAAACUCAGGGCUCUAACAGAGAACUUCAGGAGGAGGGAUGCUAUGCAGCAAGGAGCCGUGAACUUUCCGUAUGAUGAUUUCAUCACCUGCACCAUGGCUAUCUGAAGAUGUCUGAGAAAUACACCAGUCUGUACACAAAAGUGUAUGCAAAGUAUAUGCAAAAUAAUAUAUAUAAAUAUAUACACACUGUAUAUCUCAAUCACGUGCAUUUAGAAUGGCUACCUCGACCCAAACGUAAGUGCCAGUGGACGUCUGUUUUAGUGAAAUCUGUUUAUGGUCAGUAAGAAUUAACAUGUGACUAAAAUCUGCUUUUCUACCGUGAAGCCAUUUCAUGCCAGCCCUUUGUAAAGGGAUGCCCCACAUCACUGAGCCUGUUGUGUGCCAACAUAAUCUUUAAUAUUAUUUUUUAUAAUUAUUAUGCUGUUCUUAAUGUUUAAACAUUGUUACCAAUUUUGCCAAGAACAUGCUUAUACACUCCAUAUUAAAAUACUGUUAAUAAACUAUGUUUUAGUUUUAAA